AAAUUUAUCAACAUACUUCUCCAAACAAAACAUGUUUUUUAUACAAUUUAUUUACAAUUUCCACUUAACCAGAUAAAAUGACCGCGGAAAUCGACGAAAAUGUCCGCAAAAACACCCCCUUUGCGCGAUUGCCCACGCACAUCAAGCAGAUGCUGGGCAACUCGCCGAAAGAAUACGACAGAUUAAUCAUAAACUUCAGCAUCAAAAACCAACUGCGAUACCGCGGAAAUUUGGUCCGAAGCGCCUUCGGCGACGAAAAACGGUACUACGAGCGAAUGGUGAACUACAGCCGCGAGAAAUUGAUGUUGUUCCCUUACCAUUUAGCCGACAUGAUCGUCAAGGGUUUAAGAAUCACCCCAUUCAAUUACUAUGUAUCGGUUGUGGAGAAGCUGCUUCGAUCGGAGAAGAGCUACGAUACCCUACCUAACUUCACGGCGGCCGAUUGUUUGAGAUUGCUGGGGAUCGGUCGCAACGAGUACAUCGAAUUAAUGAACAAGUCUCGCUCGAACAAGGGCAGGCUGUUCGGGGGCAAGAACGUGAGAGCGCUGUUGCCGCAGGUGCCUUGCGAUGUGGCUGUAGAACCCUGGUGGAGGGCCGAAGUGGGCUUGGUUCUCGAAGAGGACGUGAAAAUGGUUAACAACGAAGAGCUAUCGGUUAUCGAUAAGUUGAUCGAUUUGGGGUCGCAGAACGCCGGCGAUUUACCUUACGGUGUCGUAUUGAGUUUAUAUAAGAAAGGGUUGAUUUAUUUGGAUGUUCCGGUAACCGGAGCGGAUAGGGUGCAAGUGCCUCCUCUACAAGGCUUCGUAAUGAACAGGAUAUUAGGCGAUUAUUUCGAGACGUUGCUCUAUAAGAUAUUCGUUUCGAUCGAUGAACACACCACUGUCGCAGAACUCGCCAAUGUAUUGCAAGUGGACGUGGAGUUGGUGAAGCAAGCCGUAUCGCUCUAUUGCCGAUUGAAAUUCGCCAGGAAAUUAACAUUGGAAACGAAUAAAAAAUGGCACCCCACCUGGUCGGACCUACCAGCUCGAAAUACCAAUAACGCGGACAUCGACAUCACACCGCUCACCUUCAACCUAUCGGGCGAUCUUCGAUCGCAGUCCAUGCAAGCGAAACCCGAACCGCCGCCGGACAGUCCGGUGGGCGAAGCCCCUCGCAUACCGUCCGGCCGACGGGCGGCGUUCCUCUUCGAUUCGACGCUCACCGCCUACCUGAUGAUGGGCAAUCUCUCGCCCGGCCUGAAGAAACACGCCGUGACGAUGUUCGAAGUGGGCAAGCUGUCCGACGAAGGGCUCGACAGCUUCCUCGCCGAGCUCGAGAAGGUCUCGGCGUUGGACGCCGAAGGCGAGGGCGAGGCCCGGCGGUUCUUCGACCACGCCGUCAUCCUGCGAUCCACCGUGAUGACGCUGAGGAAAUUGCCGGCCGACACCGGUUUGGAUCUCAUUCGAUUGGAGAGCCUGCGAUCGCUCGACGAGCCGACCUGUUCGAGGCUGCUUCAGAAGAAAUACAAGUUAUUGGUAUCGAUGGCGCCGCUUAGCAGAGAAGUGAGACCGGUAACGAGCUUCGUACCGCCUCAUUUGGGACCCGCCGUACCGGAGGUGAACACCCUGUGGUUCAAACUGUUUAUAUACCACGUAACGGGCUACGGACCGCCAUCUUUGUUACUAGCUAAAGGUACAAUCAUCGAUCAUUUGCCGAGAGUUUUCCUGGGUUUCUCGCGAUUGUUGGUACAAUCGUGGUCGCACGAACCGGCCGUCAUACCGGUCUCUAACGUCCUCUACGUCAACGCCACCUUGCAAUUCUCGCCGGUGUUGAUACAGGCGUACGGCGUGCACGGGCCGGCGCGCACGCGCUUCGUUCCGUUUCCGUUCGCGCGUGCGCGUCGCGUCGACAGCAAGCGACGGCCGACGGAAGAGAUCGACGCCGGUUUCGUCAAACACGGCGCCCUCGCACGGUUGAAGGAGGCGGUGGAUCUGGAGCACAAUUGCGGGUAUUUGACGUUCGCCGAUAUCGGCGUGGUGGAUUUCGGCAGGAAAAUGGCCGAGGGAUCGGCGGACGAGGCGGUACCGCCGCCCGUUAGGUUAGGUAUCAACGAUCGAUGCGCCCCCAAGGCGAGUAGUAAUAACAACAAGAGCGAUCCGCUGUCGAUAUCGAACGAGAAUUUCGACUUUCGUCGAGAGGGCGUCGACAAAAUGGCGGAGAAUCGCGACGGGAAAUUGCGGUCUCCGUUGGAGAAUCAUUUCGCCGUUACGCCGGAAUCGGAGAGCGGUCGCGGAUCGUCGCCCGCGAACGGUUUCACCAGCAAAGAGGGCUCGGAUCUGUUGCAGGAGGAGCUCGAUCGGUUGGUUUUGAACGAUAAGGCGACAGGUCGGUUGGGUUUGGAAUUGGGCGGUAAAACCGAGGAAAUCGCGGAAAAUCGCUUUUCCCUGGACGGUUUGGCUAGUCCGGCCGACGAGAAUAUCAACAUGUUCGAUAGGGAAAGCGACAAAAUCGAGCCGAAAAUUGAGGAAAAAAUCAAUGAAAAUUCCCCCGAGGUGUGGACAAUUCUAGACUGCCAUUUUGGGAUUCCCUUGUUCGACGCCGACGCCAAUACGAAAAUCUGUGAUAGCAUCGUUUACGGCGGUUUAACCGAUACACAUAGCCUGGAAAAUUUGGUGGAAUCCAGCCGAAAAUUGGGAACGUCGCUCCUGGAAUUCAUAUCGCAAUGUCAGUACCGCCCCGGAGAGAAAAUGGGAAUAUUGAAAAGGGGUCGAUUGGUCCCGCUUCCGAAAUACAAUCUGGUUUUCGACAAUGGUCGAGUGAGCGAAUGGCUCGGGAAAUAAAUUCCACAAUAGAAACGUCCCGGAGAAUGUUUGUACAUUAGUUAAGUUUUAAGUAUUUUGUAGAAAUAUUUUAUUUUCUGUUGAAAGCAUUUAUUUGUUAGAAAAGUUGACCGUUAUUUUAAAAAAACUUAAACUUAUUAUGCGUUAGUUAGUUCUAAUGCUUUCAUGUUUUUCUUUCUUUUUUUUUUAAUUUUAAUCGUACAGUAUUAAACUAUCAUUCCUCUUUUAUUUGUUGUAAAAAUUUUAAUAAACUUUAAUUUUCAAAUUAA
Molecule: messenger RNA, 3088 nt
Organism: Phyllotreta striolata
Lineage: Eukaryota; Metazoa; Arthropoda; Insecta; Coleoptera; Chrysomelidae
Source: the annotation of a GenBank genome assembly